Molecule: messenger RNA, 627 nt
Organism: Magallana angulata
Lineage: Eukaryota; Metazoa; Mollusca; Bivalvia; Ostreida; Ostreidae
Exons: 1
Coding region: 1-627 (208 amino acids)
Source: RefSeq, a predicted model, not a curated record
AUGGUUAACACAAAGACGACACCUCGGAGGGCAAAGGAAAUAUGUCCUGUGUGUUUUGUUGAACUGGAUGGUAAGGACGCAUGGUCCGAACAUGUGCUGAGCUGUGCAAGCAGUAUGAUGGUAUGCAAAGCCUGUCAUGUAUCCUUUAAGAAGAAGGAGUAUCUGCAGAAACACAUGCGGACAAAGCAUCCCGAUGCCCCUUCCUCAACGCAUAAGGACACAAGUCAUGAUCAGGAAGACGACAGUGACUGGGACGUGGAUCCCGAAGUUCAACUCGGCGAGAUUCGGACUGAACUCGCAGACAAAGAGAUGGAAGCUUUACCAUCAACCUCUCAGGAUGACUUCAUCUCAGGAAGAGUGAUUCGAAAAAGAACAGCGCCAAGUCCAGUGUUUUCGUCUAAACGAACCAACCUUGGCCUUGUUGAAGAAACCGUGUCGAAGAAAAGUGUGGAGUUUGGGAUUCAAACUGACAACCUGGAUCCUGUCCUAUCCAAGAUCAUGGUAGAUGAAUCUACUCAAACAGAGGGCUAUCAUCGCAGAGUGAAGGAGAUCACCAUCACCAAAUACCAUGAAAAUGGGCAGAAAAUUAAGAGAAUCAAAGAAAGUGAAGAACUGUUUGAUUUGUAG